Messenger RNA from Doryrhamphus excisus (bluestripe pipefish), 5311 nucleotides. RefSeq names its product ST8 alpha-N-acetyl-neuraminide alpha-2,8-sialyltransferase 2 (gene st8sia2). Gene Ontology annotation, biological process: oligosaccharide metabolic process; N-glycan processing. The record is from RefSeq and is a predicted model, not a curated record. Gene Ontology annotation, molecular function: alpha-N-acetylneuraminate alpha-2,8-sialyltransferase activity. Lineage: Eukaryota; Metazoa; Chordata; Actinopteri; Syngnathiformes; Syngnathidae.
CAGCACCGAAGAGACGAGGUUCACUCAUUUUGGAACUACGGGUAGCUUCUCCCGGUCUCUUUCGUAUCAGAACUACUUUUUUUUUUAAGUCGGCCCCUUCCCCUUUAAGACGGCAUGUGGUCCACAUCACCUCGCCCCCGCUGCCUCUGGAGCUGCACGCUUUGAAAGUUAGACCGGGGAAUUAGCGCUAACAGUGGGGAGUGGAGACCAUAGCCGGGGAAGCACACACAACCACACAAGACGGGAGAGUGAGGUGGUGGGGGGGUUUGGUGGUAGAGAUUGGACGGCUGUUUUGCGUGGGAGGGGUCCUGUGAUCACAACAAAGGAAACACAUGAUGAGUGGACGGCUGUAGAAAUGGGAAAGAGAGGGAGGUGAUGUCAGCUUGCAGGACUGGUGCUGAUGGUGGUGGUCUACCCUCUUCCAAGCCCGACCAUGCUGCCUGCAUCCAGGACGCUGCUUUUCCUCUUUGUGACGCUGCUGGUGCUGCUCCUUAUCGUAGAUGAUAUCUCACAAGUGGAAGAAGAAGCUGCAAAUACCGGACAGUCAAAGAUGAACCUGCACCGGCUCAUCCCGAAACCACACAGAAAGACAAUGGCACACACUGCAAGCACUUCACUACCAAGACUCGGUAUAAUAAACCCUCUGCAUCGGGCCUACAAUAACACUGCCAAGGUCCCAUCAUCCAGCUGGACCUUCAACAAGACCCUCUCCAAACUCAUCAGGAAGAACAUUCUCAGAUUCCUUGACCCGGAGAGAGACAUCUCGAUCCUUAAGGGCUCGCUGAAACCUGGAGAUAUCAUCCACUAUGUGUUUGACCGCCACAGCACUACAAACAUCUCAGAGAAUCUCUACCGUCUUUUGCCAACCAUGUCGCCAAUGAAGAACCAGCACCACCGGCUGUGUGCCAUCGUAGGAAACUCCGGCAUCCUGCUCAAUAGCAGCUGUGGACCACAGAUCGACUCUCAUGACUUUGUUAUCAGGUGCAACCUGGCACCAGUGGAGGAAUACUCUCACGACGUGGGCUGCAGGACCAACUUGGUGACCAUGAACCCUUCAGUGGUGCAAAGGGCCUUCCAGGACCUCAUGGACGAUGAGUGGAGGGAGCGCUUUCUACGGCGGCUUCAGAGCCUUAGCGGCAGCGUACUGUGGAUCCCGGCCUUUAUGGCCAAGGGGGGAGAAGAGCGUGUGGAGUGGGCCCUACGCCUCAUCCUGCAGCACACUGUGAAUGUACGCACCGCUUUCCCUUCGCUGCGCUUGCUCCACGCUGUCAGAGGGUACUGGCUGACCAACAACAUCCACAUCAAGCGUCCCACCACGGGUCUCCUCAUGUACACCCUGGCUACCCGCUUCUGUGAGGAGAUCCAUCUUUACGGCUUCUGGCCAUUUCCUCACGACCCGCAGGGCAAAACAGUCAAGUACCACUACUACGACUCUUUAAAAUACGAAUACACCUCCAGCUCCAGUCCUCACACCAUGCCUCUGGAGUUUAGGACUCUGAGCGCUUUACACCGACAGGGGGCACUGCGGCUUCACACUGGGAGCUGUGAUGCAGACACCAUCCUGCAGAAAGAGCUCCAAAGCACAUAGCUAAGUGGAAUCUCUCCAUGGAAACACUUCCUGGUCUAACCGCAGUGGCAGCAUUCCUUUAAACAACUUGAAUUAACAUAUUUUAUUUGAAUGCAGUGACUUUUUUUUUUCAUGUCUGCCUUGUAAAAGUCGGUUAGCUCGCACAAAAACAGUUCACUGUGACGCACAUGCUUAAGUCCAAACAGAUCCCUACUUUCAGAGGGUUCCGCCUGACUCAAAUUCAGUGUGAUCAAGUUCUUGUUACCUUGGGGAGUCAAAUGAAGAAAAGACAGAAUGUAGUAUUAUACGCCGCCCCUUGAGACACAAAGCGGACACAAUGUGGGAUUGUAGCAGCUGUUCACACAGGACUGUUUGCACAAGCUUUGCCAAUAGUCAACUCAGUUAGCCAAGAACACCAGCUCUUCCUCUUCACCGUAGGAGGUUAGCAUGCUAUUUCUUUAUGAAUGUAUGAAAGGUCUAUAUUCGUAGAAAUACAAAAAAAAUGGCCCCUACUGUGCUUUAAACAAAUUAUCUUCUUAACUUAAUUCAUCAUUUUGGGUUUAUGUGGAUAGUGUGCCUAUUGUAACCAAUAUAGGCUACAGUAUUUAAGUAUUUAACCAGGUAAGCAAAAAAAAAUACAAUACAAAUUUAAUUUUGCAAGACAAAAAAACAGCAAUUUUACUAUAAUAAUUAUAUACUUUGUGAGAAUUAUUAAUACAUAAAAUAAAAAAUAUAUAUAAUAUUUUACAUGAAUACAUUUCACGUAAAUAAAUGUGAAAUAUUAUUAUACUGGAAUAAUCGUAAUAUUUGGAAUUAAAGGCAUAAGUUUGUGACAAAAACAUUGUAAUUUUAGCAUAAUAUGAGAAAAAAGUCACACUAUACACAACAAUAAAGGUGUAAUUUUGCGAGAAUAUUUUAUUAUCUUACAGGACUAGUUUAUUAUGAUGAAUUAUUCAGCAUAUUAUCAGGGUGUAUAUGAACAUGCAAAGCAUAAUCAUGCUUAGCUUUUGUGUAAACAACUUUAAUAUAUACCGGUAAUCAUUUUAUUAAAUAAAUAAUAAUUUACAGGGUUUUUUUCUUACAUUAAAUUAAACAUUGUACAAAAAAAGUUGCAAUAUUACAAGAAUAAAGUUGUAAUAUUGUCAGAAAAAAACUGACAAGAUUUUAAAAGUUCUACUUUUACAAGAAUAAUGUGGUAAUGCAUUCAUCCACCUAUUUUUUUGUACCGCUUAUCCUCGCGGGGCGUGCUGGAGCCGAGAGGCGGGGUACAAACCUGGACUGGUCGCCAGCCAAUCACAGGGCACAUAUAGACAAACAACCAUUCACACUCACAUUCAUACCUAUGGACAAUUUGGAGUCGCCAAUUAAACUAGCAUACAUGUUUUUGCUGUAGAACUUUAAAAUUUUUGAAUGCAGUUGCAACUUGAAACUCUUAAAAAACAACAAUAUGAAUGUCUUGUAUGUAACUCUAAAUUAUAACGGAGUUGUAUAGCUUUUUAUUAUCUUAGGGUUUUAGGGUUUAAUUUUAAAUAGUAUGUUUUUGCAAGGUAGUAUGAAGAUAAAGGUUAAGAAAAAUAUUAAAUGAAUACUUUAUAUUUGGUAGGCUCCUGCCAUGUGACGUGUAAGUAGAAGUGUUUUUGUGACAGGAUGCGCCUGUUGAGUUACACAUGGCCUCAAUGCACUGGCAGUUAAGUUAAUAGACAUGAACGUUCCACAAAGGACAUCAGCAGCCCAACGGUGGUGAAUGGCUCUUUUUGUGGAACUUGUGGAAAUCUCGGCAGUUCCUUUAAUGACAGUUUGGUGAGGUUUGGGGUUGCUUUUUCUUUAUCUGUAUUAUCCUAAUUCCGGUAAAUAAUAUAAUUAGGCGUGAUUCACUUUCCUUGAAACAUCAUGUUGAAUAAUAAUGAAUGUAUCUCAUUCAAUUGAAUUGUGCAGUUACGACAAGAUGAAUGUAUUAUUGUGCGAGAACUUCAAACGUGGUUUUAUUAUUACAGAGACAUGGGAACUGAGUCUACAAGCAAACCAAGCAAGGAUGCGUUUCAAAAGCAUUCUUUCCUUUGUUCCGUAUAGGACUAUGGAAAUAAGCAAGAAUCUUCAGUUAUUUUACUGGAGGAAUUGUAGGUGGACGCAGUGAAAUUUCAUUGGAUAAACAGGAUGGAUAAACAGGGUUUUUCCACAGUUUCACACACUUGUGACACCUUCAACAAAGCAGCAUUAUCUGAAUGUUCAUUAAAAUAUACAUUAGGCUAUGAUGCAAUACUGUGUGAAACAGCAAGUGUGUAUGCUGAAAAUGCAUUAUAUACACCAAUAAACAGGAUGUAAAACACAGGUCAUUUUCAAACCAAAACUGAAAAUGAAACUACUGCAGUGAUGAUGCAUUGAUGAUGUUGGGUUAAAAAAAUGUAUCUGCCAAAGAAAGAUGUGACUGAAUACAAGAUCAAUGUCAAUAAGUUAGAAUGAAAACAGAAGGUCACUUAAUAAAAGAGCUUUGCAGAACCUUAGCUCACAAUGGUUGAUGAUGUCAAUCGUUGUACAUGAAUACAAUAUUUAAUAAAGGAGCUGUCUUUGACAAAAUGUCAUUUUGGUCAUGUCAUGUUUUGGUUGGUUGGUUGGUUGGUAGUGGGAAACAACAGUCGGAAACUGGAGGUAGCAGAGAUGAGGAUGCUGAGGUUCUCAUUGGGAGUGACCAGGAUGGAUAGGAUCAGGAAUGAGUACAUCAGAGGGACAUUACAUGUUAGAGGCCUUGGAGAUAAGAUGGUUGGGACAUGUCCAGAGGAGAGAUAGUGAAUAUAUUGGUCGAAGGAUGCUGCGUUUAGAGCUGCCAGGUAGGAGGCAUAGAGGAAGACCAAAGAGGAGGUUUAUGGAUGUAGUGAAGGAGGACAUGAGGGUAGUUGGUGUGAGAGAGACAGAUGCAGAAGACAGGGUUGGAUGGAGGAGAUUGAUUUGCUGUGGCGACGCCCGAAGGGAAAGAAGAAUGUUGGUAGUGGGAAACACAUCUAGUGUGUAGAGCUGCAACAAUGAAUGAUUGUUAAUGAUGUUUUUUUUAUUUUUAAAAGUAAAUAUCAUCUGAUUUUUGUGUCUUAACUUCCUUAGCCAUCCAUGAAUGCAGACCUGUCUUUGUGUUGUAGGCAACAUAUUCAAGCACAUCACCUUUGACUUGAGCAAACAGUGAUCAACAGUUUUUGACUCUUUUCUGAUAUGUUGCAGAUAAGGCUGUCCAAAAUGGUGUCUUCAUGACGGUAUAUUAAUUUGAUUACUUAAUUAUUAGCGUCAUUAACACAUGUGCAUCAAGUGUCCCCACAAAGUCACACAGAGCUCUUAUACAUUUAUUCUGACCUGAACACAUCAACAGCAGUGCAAUUCCAAAACAAUAUACACAGUGUAUAUCUCCAAUUCACAAACAUCUCUUGUCAAGCUCAUUCUGGGAACAACACUUCAUUGUCGUUUGUCAUUCUCGUUAGCAGACAUGCGUUCACUGACACUCUGAAAAUCACAACAAUGUCUUUACUAUGCCUUACGCUUGUAUGUGUGGUCUGGCUAAACGGAAAAAUUAAGGAAAACAGGAAGUGGAUAUCUGUAUCUCUUACUAAUGUAACUUUGCGAAAGUGCAUGUAUUGGAUUGGUAUAAAACCAUAAAACUUCGUUGUUAUGUAUUAACGAGCUACCUCUUUUUAGCUGUUUUUGUAUAUUUUGAAUAAACAUAAAAGAGAAAGAUGUGUUUAUGUCUCACAUAAGGAUUGUGGA